AUGGUUCGUUUCUGGACACCAGCAGAGACUGCAAGGAGAAUGGCGAGUUGGGGACCCCAGAGGGUACUUGCCUGCGGAACAUUGAUGCGCUGGGCGGCUAUGCCACGAUCUUGGGGAAGGACUCCCCGAAGGGCGACGUGUGGGAGUGCCUUGCGGAGUAUGACGACAAAAACAUAG
Symbiodinium necroappetens is the source of this 177-nucleotide messenger RNA. NCBI's taxonomy places the organism in Eukaryota, Dinophyceae, Suessiales, Symbiodiniaceae. The record is from the annotation of a GenBank genome assembly.